GGCAACCUGGCUUAACGUUAGCGUGUAUGUGCUUACUUGCACGCCGCUUCCAGAUGCUCGAGAUCAUAUGUCACCUCAAGGUGCCUCCUUGAUUCCAGGUACUAACAAACCUCAACUCAACCAGCAAUGGCACGGAUGAAUCAACUGGGGUUCCUCCAUUCUCCCAAAGGAGAACCUCAGCUUCCAGUGUAGAGACAAAGGACUGGACGCAUCUUUCUGGGGAACUCCUGUCUCCUGCUAGUGCAAGAACAAGAGUCUACCUGCUCAAAUCUACAGAUGCCACUGGGCUGAUGACGGAGAAAUGCUAGAGGAUGAGGCAUGCUGCAUAAGCCGCUGAUUGUACCUACCAUUUGGUUCCAAGUAAAAGAACCUAAAGGACAGCCCAGUCCUGGAAAUAAGGACUUUGCUUCUUGGAAGCUUGCUUUGUCCAUGAAGGAUAAAGGAUACCCCCUGGACAACCAAGAUAAUGCCAGCAUCCUAGCCCAUGAGUUUGAAACCCUCCCAGCAUCAUCUGGUAUCAUAGGAAGCAGAAGUACAAGCUUCUCCAGGUGCCUGUGACCCUUACUAUGAAAAGGCUUCAUCUAGGAGGAGGAGCGUGACUUUGUUUUGGACUGUCUGAAGCGGAUGGGGACUGGCAGUGACAGGUAUCACAGAAGAACCCAUAAUUUCUGAUACAGCCUGCUCAGCUGGGAACAGCUGUUAGUGUCCCAGAAGGGAAUGAGAAACAUAGACUAAGCUGAAACAUUUAGGACCAAGAUAUAGAAUUCCAGAAGGACGGAACUCCUUGAGACACUUCCAUGGACCAUGUUGAGACAGUUCCAUGGGACACUGCUGCUUUGAUGAAUGUCCUAAAAUGACCCCUACAUGUCUUGUGCAUGGAGAUACUACAGGAUUUUUAGUUUGAUUAUUGUCUGUCAGGCUGGACCUGUUAAAAAACUUUUCUUCCAGUGGUAAUCAGACCUCAAGUCCUGAAGGGAGAAACUAUUUCAGAAACUUGAUGGGAAAUGAAACAGGCUAUGGAGACUGUGGGAAUUAAUUCUAAGAUUAUGCUGUGUAAGAACUCUGAGACAUGGCAAAAUCAUUUCAGUGCAGCUGGGCUGCACAUUCUUCUCUAGUCACAUGCAUUAGAAUUUACUACUCAUUCCAGGAUGAAGUUUUUUAUUCAGAGUAACUUCUCCAUUUUAGGAAACCAAAAAAUGUUUGCACACUCUUGGAAAGAAGGAAGUAUCUGGAGGAUGCAACUCAGGACCUCUAGUGUGUCUCUCAGGAAUUGCCUAACAUGUUGCUGCCUUCUGAAGAGUAGCUAGCUUGACAGCCUUUUAGUUUUUCAGUUCAAAACGUCUAAUUCUUUCAGUCUAUUUUCUGCUAAGAUUAAAGAAGAAACAAGGGAAAACACAAAAGUACCAAGAUAAAAGCAGAUAUGGCCGAGCUUCCCAAAUCAGAACCUGAACUACUGGAUUUGGGGAAGAAUAGAUGUAAGAAAAUAGAGGAAUAACGUUAUAAAAGGGUAAACAGGUUGCUGGCGAGUAUGCUUGUCUGGCUAUGCCUUGUGCCUGCUUCAUUCAGUGUAUCCGUGUCUUAUGAAAUUCCAUUUCUAAGUGUUUCCCUGAGGGAGGGACUGUCUAUUCUGUCCACAUGUGUUUUGUGUAUGGAGGUCUAAGUGCUAGGAACUAGAGUCAGACCACAGGUACCAGCAACUGGAGAGACCAGAGUGAGUGAACAUAAGUGCCAGAAACUGGACUAGGGCCACAGGUAAGAGUGGCCAUGUUCGUCAUGCCAGCAGCUGGGGCAAAGGAGGGUAUGUGAGUGUGUGAUCACUAGAGAACAUGAAGCCAGACUAGCUAACAAGUAAGUGAAGUGACCUGGGUUCCAGGUGUGUGUGUGUCUCUAAUGGCAAGACCAGUGGGAGGUGGCAACUUGAGGGAGCAGGGGAGUCCCCGACAUCUAUUGGAGGGGGGUACAGAAAGUUUCUCUAGGGCCACUUGUUUGCAGACAAUUCUUAGACAAAUCCUUCCUCCUCAGGCUUGUCAUCCCAGAUUCCUUGCCCAGUCAGACCUGUGCUGCUCCUUUCACAUCUCUUAUCCCCAACCAGUCCAUUCUAAUUCCAUUUCUAAUCCAGCUGUGUCUGCUUAUCUGGUGCAAGUUCCCCUUCCUCAUCUAUUCUAUUUCACUGUGCCAGCCUCACUGGCUGCCACCUCUAAACUCCUUCCCCAGCUUUUUUAGACCACCUGACUUUCCAUCUCACCACCUUUACACUUUUUCCAGCCCCUCUUUGGCCUCCCUUUUCUUUCCCAAACUCUCCAACCUUUAUUCUCACAGCAAAGGGGCAGUUUCUAAGUUUGGAGAUGUUAGAAUUGCCCAGUAGGGGCCCAGUUUACACAGGCUUAGGGUGCACAGACCCUUCAGGGGAGGUUUUUUUGGCUGCUCACUACAGAUCAUGUGCUGGAUGAGGUGGAUUAAAUUAAUACUUUAAAAUCUGAUCUCUCCCAUCUGCUAUGUCCUUUCAGGGUCCUUCCUUUCCUUUCUGGUCUAGCCAUUUCCUGAAGAUUCCUGGGACGCAGUCUGUUUCUUACCUCAAAGGCUGUGGCAGUAUAUCCACUUCUGGCUCCAUGUGGGACCACUGUUAUUCUCAUGCGUUUCCUACCCUUCUCCCCAGUACCAUGGUCUCUCCUUACUUCAUUAUUCCCCCAGUGCCUCUGGCCCGCAGUCGUCCAGGAUCCAUCCGUAGUUCCUGAGCUCAGGCACUCUGAAAGAAGACAUAACUUUCCUUCUUCUGAAAAAGAGAACUUAACAAAAACCAGAAUAGCAGCAGGGUAAACAUAAAUAUGCAGCUAGUGCUGCCACUGCCCCUGCCCCUCACCUUCCCAUCCUUCCUUUCUUAAUCCAUGCUUUACACUACUAUGAGGUCAUGGGCCUUUUCCCCACCUGCUUGCUAUUUUUUUUCCUUUCCCUAGCAGCUAAUCUAUGUUACCUGCUAGAUCCAGGUGGAUUCACCUGGAUGUCCCUCAGGACAAUCACCUCAGAUGUCCCUGAGGAAGUGAAGGGGAAAGCUGAUGAUCAUUGGUCACGGCCAUUGCCCAUGACCUGAUUGCUCUGCGCCUGUGGUCUCUGAUCACUCUUAGACCUACCACCAUAGCUGAAAUGACCACUGUCAAAGCUGUCACGGUACCAGUGAGAUGAUAACUUCACCAUUGGCAGGAGCAAAAUGGGACUCCAGCCCACAGAUGUCGGAACCUCCUCCCUAGGGACUUGUUCCUUCUCCUCCCUUUCUCAGUAAGAGGGCCAGGAGUAAAGAAAAGCAGGUACCUGGCUCAGAAGACUUCCUAGAUGGUUGCACAGUUCCCUAUCCCCUAGCCCAGCAGUUCUAGGGCACUGCUCCUAGCAUACACACCCAAACCAGAACAGGAGGGAAGGUUCAGGAGGAGCUGGUGUGAGGCUGCAGGGAACCCCACUUGUGUAUGGUGGUUGUCAGUCCCCAGCACAUCUAUCUGUAAGGCUGUUUAAGUAAGACUUUUAUUUAUGCUAUUAUCUUCUUAAGAGGAGUGAUAGGGCAGGAAGGUAGUGGCCAAGGAGCCAGGCAGUCAUCAACAUAUCACUAAGCUGCAAUGGUUUCUUUUAUUUAAUCAAUGUAAUUGCAAACCUUGGUGUAGACACUGAGAUGACCUUUCAGAGCACACUCAGUUCCCUGUGACACGAUUCCCUGGGGUUUUCCAAUGCAUACAGCUGGGCCACCUGAGUCACCCUGGAGAGAAAAAUUUAGAAGCAUGAGCUGAUCUCACCUCGAAAGGUUUUGACCUGGUACAAAAAAAUCCAGGGAAUGCAAAAUGAAGUGCCGCAAGUCCUGAUCUGGGAGCACAGAAAGAUAGCACCCCUUAUUUGCUGACUCCCCUAAUCCCAACAAUUCACUGCUACUGCACUCAGUGCCCAGCAGAUGUAGCUGGACCUGCUAGUUUGGGUGAAGUCCAUUCUGUACUGAAACCCUGCUGAAGGAUACUGUGUCAGAACAGAAAACCUGGAGAUGAGGAGGCCUAAGCACUCUGCCAAGCUCUGACAUAUGCUGUGCACCUGAGGCACCCUCAAGUGUGUGACCCAGGGCUCUGUGCCGACAUCAAUGCUUACCUGGCAUGAGUCUUUCCCACCAUCCAGGAAUCUUACACAGAUCAUGUUGCUGGUGAUCUGGCCCGGGUAAGCCUCUUGGCACUUCUGGUUACUCAGCACUGGAGCUCUCAGUCACUGGAGAACCUUAGAGAAAUUGGCUGCUGGGACAGCAGUGAAAAUUAGGUUUUGUCUUGGGACUCAGCACUGUCAGUGAAGAGAGAAACCUGUAGAUGUAUAUGUGAGAGCCAUCCAGCAAAGCAGGGCGACCCCUUCACCUGCAUGAGCAAAUGCAAAGGGCAUUGUUGAUUGAGGCACACUGGCAGGACCGUUUGGGGAACAUGCAGGCAGAACAUGGAAAGGCUGCAAAGCAGGAGUGAAACGUACAGGGAUCUCAUGAGCCUGGCAGUAAAGGAGGAGAAGCGUGACCAGGUACGUGCAACAUACACUGAUACUCACAGCCACUGCUCAGCGUGUUUCCUCACCUUGAAAAAGGCACUUGGGCCCCUCCUUGGCACGGGUGCUGGGCAGACCUGUGGGUUGAAUGUCAGCACUGUAGUCCAUGGUGGUUGCCAGCUUGAUCAACAUAAUGUCAUUAUCAAGGCUUCUUGAAUCAUAUCUAGGAUGGUGAAUGAUUAAUGUGGCACUCCUGACUAGUUCACUGUGUUCUUUCACAUCAGCGUUGUACUCUCCCAUCCUGACUUGUAUAUGCCUGCAAAAUUGCCAGCAGAGAAGAGCAGCCAUUAACCAUGGGUAGAACAACUUGGUGCCACAGGGGGACUGGCAGACACUUGGAAUAGAGUAAGGGAGUGUUGCCCUAAUCAAAGGUGCAUGUGUCACAGAGCUCUAGGAGCUUUAUGAUUUCAUGAAAGACAGAGUCUGGAGACCCUUGCUAGUUGGGUAUCCUGUCCAGUGGAUCCCCAGCUGGCAACUGUGGAAUUGGUGCCAGAAUAGAUGGAUCACUUCAGACACUGAGAGCAAUGCUUAGGGAAGGAAGAUUACAUUUCCUAUUGCAGAGGAGCAUGAUCCUUGAUCUGUGCUCUCUCUGCAGAGGUAUGCCCUAAAAUUAGGACAAGAAAGAUCCAUGGAGAAAGUCUGGAGGAAUGCAAAUGUGCACAGAAGGGCAUGUUAGGAUGCACAGAAAAGGAUGCCGAGAGUGCAGGUAUAUUAGAAAGAUCAUGUAAUGCAGUGAGACAGAAGGUAGUGUUUCUCCUUUGGUUUCAGAUACACCAUGUGCUGCCACCUUGGAUUCUCUUCUUUUGGUAGGCAUCAUAUUCCAAAUCUGGUGACUUUGCAAGAUUUGACUAGAAUCCAGAUACACAACCCAAUCCAUACUUACAAUUUCUAGCAGUGAGUAGCUGACAGGAACCACUGGUUGUUGGUGAGGGAACCACCGCAGAAGUGAUACUCAACGUUCAAGGACACUGGUAGGGAACUGAAUGCUCUGGGCAACUGUAGCAUCCCACAAUCUUGUUAUCAUCAGCGUCCCCAGGAAAAGCAACUGAGAGAAAGAGGACUGCGUUUCACAGCACCAGACCUGAAUCCAUUGUCUUAAAGUGUAGCAGUAGCCAAUGAGCUACAGAGGAAUUAGCAAGAGCCGAAAGAGUUUGAAACAUCAGAAGUCUUCACAGCAAUUCCUGAAAUAUCGUCCUGAGUUUUUUCUGUGCUACUCUGAAACAUGAGGCUUUGUCUUUACCACCCUGAGUCAGGAGGAGAACAGAAGAGCCUAGAAGCUGCCAAAGAACUUCACAAACAAACGUGUGCAGUCUUCACACUGACACCUUCACUUCCAUGGCACCUUUGGAACACGAUGCAGUAGCUGUGUCAUGGUGGAGAGCACAUGGUGCACAUUUGUGUAGGUUGAGAAAUGGAAAAUGGCAAAUGCAGUUGAGAGUGUCAGCAGAAUUUUAAUUUGCUGGGGGGAAGCUAGGAGUGAGCAAGAGAGGAAGGAAGCCCUGGUAGUGAAGAAAUCGGAGAGAACAUGAAGGCUCGGCAGAGUUCGAGGCUGAUGUUAUAGCAGAAUGUAAGAAAGAACGUUGGAUCGUCAUGCACACCCCCAGGGGUGCAUGGACUCCCCUUUGGAGACCCCUGCGCUGGAACAUUGUAAACCAGGAGCCUGUCUCUGACCAUCGAUUGGAGAUGCAAAGAGCAGAAGAUGCAAAACCCUUCCCCAGACACUCUCCUGGCUUCCAGCAACUGGGGACUUGAUGAUCCUAGGUCACAUGGGGUGCCUUUCAACCAGCUCCUCCCAGGCAGGAGAGACUUGGGAAAAGAGAAUCAAUGGCACCUCCACCACCAAGCUCUGUGAGAUGUACAAAGACUAGCUUGAGAAACUCCUCUGCUUUAUGCUCCUGGGAAGCUUUAUCUCUGUUAGCCUGCGGUCUCGCCAGGUUUCCUUUUCCCAUGAUCUUGCAUCAGCCUGGACAAACCUAUUUACUUUAUCUGAGUCCAGUGGUGAUACAGUUGACCGAAAUACUUGAACUAGGAACAUAGGUUUCUAGAAAUGCAAGCUGCCAUUGCUUGUCCAUUGAUAAUACCUAACACAUCUGCCCUCCAUUCACCAAUCCUCCUCCUUCCCGUGUCCCUGGAGCCACCAGCAUCCUGCUGCAGCAUCACUGCAUUAAAUGAGAAACUUGUCUGCAGCUGGAGAUGUAUCCCCGGAGCGUACUUUUUGAAAGACCCUGGAAAAAAACCUUACAAUGGUCUGUUGAAUGUUCAGCAGCAUUGAGCAGGAGGCGGUAUUUACAUUUCAGCUCUCACUGAAAGGCCUGAAGGACUGUUCUGAAGCAGUCUGUCUGCUGAAUGACCUCCAAGUUGUGCAUCACAAACACCCCAUUUGCCUUCAUUUGAGAUCAGUUUGCUCUAUGAGCUGCCCUGCUGGCAUGCACUGUGGAGUUCUAGGAUUUAUGGGAGCCUCUAGAAGGGGCCCUGAGAGGCACAUAGGAGAAUGGGAGGGACUUGGGUGAGGUAUGUUCACCAGAUGUCUGCCAUCAUAGCCUUAGGAACACCAGAACCACAGGAACUAUGACCCAGGACUUCUGCCGUGAGCUCUGGCAGUAGCCUGGGAAGGGGUUAAUAGUUGAUUUAAGCAAGUAGCAUAGAGAGUCUCAGAGACACCUUUUUCUUCAAGGAGAAAGGAGCCAGCCCUAUAUGAUGCCUUUCCUGCUGUUAAGAAUAACUGAUCAGUUAAAGAUCAGAGUAGAUUAAAUAAGUAACAAGUGAAAACACAGAAAGUACAAAGACAAAAGCAGGUAUGGUUGAGCUUCCCAAUUCAGAUGCUGAAUUACUGGAUUUUCCUGACAUUUGGGUGGGUACUAAACCAAAUAUUAAACCCUGUGAAAAGAAGGAAAAGGAAGCUGUCCUUCAUAGCCUAGGUGUUACCUAAUAGGUUAUUAGAGCUAUAUCUCAGGAAAAAUACUUUAAAAUAUCUGAUGACAGCCUGUCUCUAUGCCAAUGGCAUGUUUUGGACAAAGAAAUUACAAAUCCACAGGGACAUCAAAUUAUACACUACUGUAGAUUAGGAAUUGUUCUUGCUCUGCUUAGUUAGGAUGGGAUUGGAUAGCUUUGGUAAUUUUUGCCAUGCUUAGUCCUAUUAUGGAUCUUUCCCUUCUCCACAGGAAGCCUCUAGUCCUUAUUUGUUUCUCAGGAUAAAACAUGUUUGUAAGAAAACUGUGCACUGAUACCAGUUUAAAGCCCAAGACAAGUCAUGCAUCUCCCUGGAGGAGUCCCUGGCCUUGGACUUGCCCUUUAACAUGAAAGAAAAUUUCCACCUGGACAGUGCCACUGUGUGUACCAGUCCUCCAGGGCUCUCAAAAAAAUUGAUUAAGAAAUGGAGUAGAAAGAUUAUUCCUAUUUAGUCUCUCAUGCCAUUUCAGCAUCUCAAAGCGUAUGAUUUCUGUUCACUGUCACUUGAGGUUAUCCCUUGUCUUUCAGGAGCUAAUAUGAUGAAGUUGGCAGCUGCUUGGAAAAUGAUUAUUCAUCAAAUGCAUCAAGCUUUAGCAAACUCAGCAUCGUGAGAGAAAUUAUCACUCUUUCAGAGAAGGAUUUCAGAAGAUCUCAUGAUUUGUGGUCACAGUAUUUUUGUUUGUAUACAUUACCUCCAUAAACAUCAACGUUAUAUUGAAAUCCUUCUGUAGCAAACAUGAGUGUCUGUAGAACAUUCCAAUGCUAAAUAAAAGACGUGGUUCAGUACUUGGGCCAAUAUUUUCAUAUAGAUUAGGGGAGAGAAAUUAGGAAAGGGAGAAAUCUUUCAAAGAGAAAUGUGGGUGUGCAUUCCCACAUUAAACUGUUUAACUUGGGAGGUGGGGGGGGGGCACAGAAUAGGUUUUUUGUACUCACUUAUUGAAAUUACUUUUGAAUAAUUUUAUUUGGGAGAACACUGUGUUCUAUAUGAUAAAACCAGACACACAUAUUAUUCAAGAAAAGGAAUUUGCUAAAAUAAACUUAACAAACUUAACGCUGAGAGGUUUUUUUUGGUUUUGUUUUGGGUUUUUUUUGUUGGUUUUCUUUUCCAAAAUAAAUGUAUAGUAUCUUACUGUCCAUUACCUACAAUAUUCAGCAUUUUUAAUAUGCAUUUUUAAGAAUGACACCAUCAGCGCAGAGGAACCUCAAAGGGGUUUGAGGGUUGCUCUCAACAGAUGCUGCGUGUAAGAAUGAGACAGGCAAACAACUACACAUCUUUCAAAGCCCAAACGUAUUUUUAAAUUGAAGGCUGCACUCUGAAAUAAUUUUAGAUAGCUUUCUAUCUUAGGAAAGGUUUAUGAUUAACAGAUAUGUUAUUUGUACUUUCUAGCAGUGCCUGUUAAUGCCCACAUUUGGAUCUUCAAAUUUUCCACUGUGUACUUUUUGUCUGCAGAAAACCUUGGACUAGAGAUAAGGCCAUUUCAAAAAAUGUAUUUCUAGCAGCUCAGGCUUCCAGUCCACCAGUCUGGGCUUGAGGCUGUGUCAAGAUCAUGAAGUACAUACUGUUUGUCACCUUUGUUGGUGUGGCUGUUGCCUUCCCCAUCGACGCUGCCGCUGAUGAUGAUGAUGACAAGAUUGUGGGAGGCUACACCUGUGCAGUGAACUCUGUCCCCUAUCAGGUGUCCCUGAAUUCUGGGUAUCACUUCUGUGGAGGUUCCCUCAUCAACAGCCAGUGGGUAGUGUCAGCUGCUCACUGCUACAAGUCUCGCAUCCAAGUGCAGCUCGGGAAACAUAACCUGGCACUCACAGAAUCGUCACAGCAGUUGAUUAGUUCAGCUGCAGUAAUCCGCCACCCUGGCUACAGCUCCAGAACACUGGACAAUGACAUUAUGCUCAUCAAACUUGCCAAACCAGCCCAGCUCAACCGCGCUGUCCAAACCAUUCCUCUGCCUACCAGCUGUGUGACCACAGGCACCACAUGCCUAAUCUCUGGCUGGGGCAACACACUCAGCAAUGCCAAUGCGUAUCCAGACACGUUGCAGUGCCUGAAGGCUCCUGUACUCUCCUCAAGCCAGUGCACCAAAGCCUACCCUGGGGAAAUUACCAAGAACAUGAUGUGUGUAGGAUUCAUGGAGGGAGGAAAAGACUCCUGCCAGGGGGAUUCCGGUGGUCCAGUAGUCUGCAAUGGGCAGCUCCAGGGCAUUGUUUCCUGGGGUAUUGGAUGUGCGCAGAAAGGCUAUCCCGGGGUUUACACUAAGGUUUGCAAUUAUGUCUCCUGGAUCAAAGCAACUAUGUCUGCCAACUGAGACACUCUCGUUCUAUGUGACCCACUUUUUCUUCUCAUCAUUUUCUUUUGUUUUGGGACUGGGCAUACAAAAAUUAUCAAAAAAUAAAGACUUU
Aquila chrysaetos chrysaetos is the source of this 9897-nucleotide messenger RNA. Its product is annotated as trypsin I-P1-like. Gene Ontology annotation, biological process: proteolysis. Gene Ontology annotation, molecular function: serine-type endopeptidase activity. The coding region runs from base 9048 to 9803 and encodes 251 amino acids. The transcript has 11 exons. The record is from RefSeq and is a predicted model, not a curated record. Lineage: Eukaryota; Metazoa; Chordata; Aves; Accipitriformes; Accipitridae.